AUGCCAGAGACGACAGCAGACUUGAAGAAUUGUUGCAUUAGGCUAAAUCACAUCCCCUAUGGGUUCUUCGAAAAAGAAUUAUUUGGAUAUUUUUCUCAAUUUGGUCGUGUUGUCAGAGUCAGAGUUCCCAAAUCGAAGAGGGUAAGGGUUCUUGAUUUUGAUUACUUCAACGUUUAGAAAUCCGUGACGUUAUUUGAUGAACAAUGUUUGUUUUUUCUAGGGGCUUUUCAAGAACAAGGCUUACAUCCUUUUCGAUGAUAAGGAGGUUGCGAGGUUGGCAUCAGAAGCGAUGGAUAACUACUUAAUGUAUGAUAAGAGAGUCAGAUGUUCGGUUAUCAAAGAUCGGGUACCAAAUGUUAUAAAGUCAGGACCUACCUUUGCAUACCAUGAAGGAUUCGAGAAGAACAGAAAGCACGAGGCUCUUCACAAUGCUCGUGAAAGAACAAACGACGAAACAAAGUUGGAAAACGUAGGUGGCUACGGUUUGUAUGACACAUCAGAUAGUUAAAAUGUUUUUGUUUUUCAGAAUUUGAGGGAAAAUAUUUUUAGACUCUGAUAGGGCGUGCCUCACGGAUGUUUAAGGAAUACUUUUUAGAUAAAAAUUGCCAUAAGUUUGCGUUCAGCGUUGAAGAAACUGAAGGAAGCUGGCUACGAAUAUGAAUUCGAUUUCUCGGCCAAAGAGAAGAAGGCACUCACCCAAGAGUAA
Bursaphelenchus xylophilus (pine wood nematode) is the source of this 706-nucleotide messenger RNA. The record is from the annotation of a GenBank genome assembly. NCBI's taxonomy places the organism in Eukaryota, Metazoa, Nematoda, Chromadorea, Rhabditida, Aphelenchoididae.